Mesorhabditis spiculigera is the source of this 1212-nucleotide messenger RNA. The record is from the annotation of a GenBank genome assembly. Lineage: Eukaryota; Metazoa; Nematoda; Chromadorea; Rhabditida; Rhabditidae.
AUGUCCGAGUUUUCGGAUAGCAGUCUGCCCUCGUUGAAUAGCCCGGACGGUCGGGAAGAUGACGAGGAGAGCGACGAGAUGGAGGAGGACGUUAAAAAGCUCACCCUGCUUCCCUCGACCUCCUCAUCCUACCGUACCCUCAACCACGAGGAGAAGCCGAAGAAGCCGAGAAGCGAAGCUCCGGCCCUUUGUGCUAUUUGUGGAGGACAAGCGAAUGGAUAUCACUAUGAAGCACCGUCUUGUAUCGAAUACCGUCCUGGUGCCCCGGUUGACAAUGAAUUCAUCUCCAUCGUACUCCGGAUGCAAUUUAAAGCGAGAGGCCAAGCGGAUACAGUAGAUGACCAAAAGCCGUCAACAUCACAAGCCUUGGUUCCAGUUAACGUCGACAUUAAGCCGCCACUCCCCAAUGAAAGUGACCACUUCCGGACAUUGAUCUUCUUGAAGUCGAUGGAAAUGGAUAUGAAUUUGAGGCUUCGUCUCGAAAGCCCUGAAGGCCUACUACCAUGGCCGAUGCAGAAUGUGGCCACCUAUAUGGCCCAUGGACUCCAUUCACAACGAAUACCAGCAACAGCUAUUGACGCAAAGUAUCACUACGUAGAGAGAAGAUUCGGGUGUGCUCACUUUUUGAUAGAAUAUGAACGAGCGCAUGAGAUUGCUAGGCAAUUACCCUUCUACGAUAGGCUUGGAACGAUGGACAAGGUCCUGUGGUUUCGGUUCGCUGCCAUGGCCUCAUUUCUCUUCACCUCGGCAUUUCGGUCGAAAAGCCGAGGGCUACCGGCUGUGACGUUAAGAGAUGGAAGCCUUGCUCCAAUACUAGCCCACAACCCCUGGGAAUUGCAUCGCCUAAUUUUCUUCAAGCCAGUCGAAUAUUUGACCGAUCAGGAUGUAGAUGACGAUGAGUUUUUGAUGCUUCGGGGAAUUCUGCUAUGCUCAACAGUAGCCCCACUGCCGCCGGAAGCACUGAAAGGGUUGGAUGAGACGCGGGAGAAACUGGCACGAACGCUAUUCGCCUACGAGACGACAAGGCAUGGGAUGCAGCGCGGGGCCAAUAGAUAUCAACUCCUCCUCCAUGUCGUCAACAAUUUCGUCAAGCUGACCGGUCAGCAUAAGGAAUUAUAUCUGAUGGGACGGCUUCGAGCCCUGGCUUCUCCCCCUCCGAUAUCUCUACUACCAGCUUAUACUGAUACCUUUGUCGUGGAGAUUAUGGGUGAA